AUGAUGAUGAUGAUGUAUCAUGGUAUUUUAUUAUUUCAAAUAGGAGUGUCCAACGAUUCAUAUGUUUGGAGAGUUGCUGGAGUCAAAGAUGCAAUGUUAAUGAGAUAUGAUGAAGAUGAAAGACAAAUAACAGGCGGAAAGUUUUUUCCAUUUUUCAAAGUUAUCCAAGAAAAACUAAAAUUUAGUUAUUUUGUAGUGCAUCCAAUAGAAACUGCCGCAGGAUAUGAAGAUAAAAGUGGUAAGUGGCACGGAAUUACGGGACAAGUUGCAAACCAGGAAGCAGAUGUGGCCUUUGUACCUAUAAUUGUCAACCACGAACGCUUCUCUGCAAUGGAGUUUACGUCAUUGUUUGUAUUUACUUCUACAGUUUUUCUUAUUAGAACUCCAAAUAAAGUUUUUGAUUGGAAUUCUGUUACGAAGCCUUUUACUUUAAAUGUUUGGAUCGCUAUAUUUUCUAUUGUAUUGAUAUUUGGACUAACUCUACAUAAAGUGAUAGAGAAGGACUUUGUUGCUGCAAAAACAGGAAAACGAUGGACUCUAUAUACAGUUUUUUGGAAUUUAGUUUGUACGAUUCUGGGCAAAGAAUUGAAUCUGGAGAAAGUGAAAAGUUUUACCUCUAGAUUGAUGAUAGGAAUUUGGUUGUUAUCGAUUGUUGUUUUGGUAUCCGGUUACAGCGGAGCAUUAAUGUCUUAUAUGACGUAUCCUUUAACUGAAUCUUUUCCAAAAGAUUUUCAAGAACUUGCUGUUUUUGUCCGCAACGGUGAAUACUCUACCGGAACAUACAAGGGAUAUAGUACUUGGAAAGAUAUCAUG
Messenger RNA from Centruroides sculpturatus (bark scorpion), 813 nucleotides. RefSeq names its product probable glutamate receptor. Gene Ontology annotation, molecular function: glutamate-gated receptor activity. The transcript has 7 exons. NCBI's taxonomy places the organism in Eukaryota, Metazoa, Arthropoda, Arachnida, Scorpiones, Buthidae. Gene Ontology annotation, cellular component: membrane. The annotation marks the transcript as partial. The record is from RefSeq and is a predicted model, not a curated record.